AUGGCGGAAAAGGUAGAAAAAUCCGAAUAUGCAGCUGAAAGCAGCGAUUCCGAUAUUGGGAGGCCAGCUGCAAGAGACGGGGAGGAUGCGGCUAGAAAAGCUCUCUUGCAGUCUUUUACACCCGAAGAAGACAGGGUAGUGCGGAGGAAGAUCGAUUGGCGGUUCUUACCGCUUAUUGGGAUGAUGUACCUCGUCAAGACUAUUGACUAUACGAAUGCUGCGAAUGUCAAGGUGCUCCAGGUUGGAAGUGAGCGGAAUGUGCUUACAGAGCUUAGUAUGACGACGGAUGAGUACAAUUGGGUGCAAUCUAUUUAUUUUAUCAGCUACAUCAUCUUCGAAGUCCCCAGCAACAUGAUGCUCAAAAGACUCACCCCCCGGCUAUGGCAGUCGCGCAUCAUCCUCAGCUGGGGCGUCGUGCUGGCAUGCCACGCAGCAGCAAACAAUAAAGAGACGAUGUGGGCGCUGCGCUUCCUGCUGGGCAUGUGCGAGGCAGGCUUGUUUCCGGGGAUCGCGGCGCAGCUGUGCGGCUGGUACCGCAGCGACGAGAUGGGCAAGCCGAUUAUGUGGAUGUUUGCGUUCCAGAACUUCUCGGGUAUUUUGGGGUCGUUGUUGGCAUAUGGGAUUUCUUAUAUGAAUGGGAUGUGCGAGAUGAGUGCGUGGCGAUGGGUCUACCUCCUCGAAGGCCUCUUCACGAUCCUCUUCGCCGUAAUAGUUUACCUCGUUCUCCCCGACUGGCCCAAAAGUCCCCGCAGCGACAAAUGGCUCACCCCUCGAGAACAAGCCUACAUCGAAGCCUGCCUCUCCGAAAACGCCCCGCGGACGGGUGACGCAAACUUCGCCAAAUCCGAGGUGCUGGACUCGCUGGUCGACCCACGCACCUACGCCUUCAUGUUCUCCCAGCUACUGGUCAAUCUCGCUGGGUACGCCCUCACCUGGGAGCUACCGACCAUCACAACCAGCCUGGGGUUCGCGGGGCUUCCGCGCAACCAGCUGCUGAACAUCCCGCCCUGCGCGGCGGCCGUGCUGGCUGUCUUGUUCAGCGGGUGGUUCCAGAAGCAGGCGUAUAUGACGCGGCCGGCGUUCGUCAAUUUAUGCAUCAUGGGGCCCAUGCUGUUGUUUUUUGUGCUGCUGGCGGCGUUGAGGUCGCCUGUUGGGGUGUAUGUGGCUUGUGUGUUGGGGAAUAUGUUUUAUGCGGUGUAUUUUAUUCCGUUCUGGGCUUGUAUGUUUCCCCCAUCCUUUUCCCUUCCCGCUUACUACAAGAGGCGAAGCUCUUCUUUGAAAGGCACAACAGGCGCAGCCUUCACGCUAGCAUUCCAGUCGUGCGUGGGACAGGUCGGGGGCGUGAUCGGCCCGCAGCUGUUCCAGGAGCGCUUCGCAGGCAACGGGUACAAGACACCGUUUGCCAUCUGCGCGGGGAUGGUCGGGGCGGCGUGCAUAACGAAUGCGUGGACGUGGUGGCUGACUCGCAAUGUGGAGUGGGAUGUGCGCCGGGUGCGGCGGCUACGGAUGCGCGAGGAGAAGCGGGGGCGGAUCUACGCCGGGGAGGAUGUGCGUGUAUACGAGGAGAGGGAGUUUUAUUCGGGGUUGCGGAGGGAGGAAGGUGUAUAACCCUUAGGAGAUAUCAUUCUAUAUGAGAGGGGAGGAUCGAAAUGGUGCGAGGGCGUUGGGAAUGAUUGGUUUAGAUAGAUCCCUUGAUAUAA
This is a messenger RNA of Aspergillus campestris IBT 28561, 1700 nucleotides long. Its product is annotated as MFS general substrate transporter. The coding region runs from base 1 to 1608 and encodes 535 amino acids. NCBI's taxonomy places the organism in Eukaryota, Fungi, Ascomycota, Eurotiomycetes, Eurotiales, Aspergillaceae. Gene Ontology annotation, molecular function: transmembrane transporter activity. The transcript is spliced from 5 exons. Gene Ontology annotation, cellular component: membrane. The record is from RefSeq and is a predicted model, not a curated record. Gene Ontology annotation, biological process: transmembrane transport.